This is a messenger RNA of Sinocyclocheilus grahami, 1254 nucleotides long. It is a transcript of the gene ccdc102a, whose product is annotated as coiled-coil domain containing 102A. NCBI's taxonomy places the organism in Eukaryota, Metazoa, Chordata, Actinopteri, Cypriniformes, Cyprinidae. The transcript is spliced from 4 exons. Bases 232 to 1254 code for a protein of 340 amino acids. The record is from RefSeq and is a predicted model, not a curated record.
CACAUUGCUCUUCCCUUCGGUGGGAAAAUUCCUGCUGGAACAUCCACGGUGGAUUUGAACUCGGGAAUUGUAUUGGAAAAGCAGGGAUCUGCAAUACACGCUGGAGGAUUUUCUUCCAUGUUCUUUCUUAUAUUGUUCAGAAAACCAUCAUGUUGAUGUGGAUCAUGGCUUCCUGAUCAGAUCUUCCUGACCACUAUCUUCUCUUUCCCUGGACUCAUCAUUGGCUCAGUGAUGAACCACACACCCAGUCCCCACAUGACAGAGGCCGCCAAGUCUGGGGCGGGCUUGUUGUGCGGCCUGGGCCUGGGCCCGGAUCGGGUGCGCUCCCCGGACAGCCUGACCCACACGCCCAGCCCGUCAGGGGGAACGCCGAGUUCCAGCCCUCCUCUGCUGCUGUCUCCAGGGCUGGGCUGUGAUGGCGGUGGGGACUGGGAGAGCCGCGAGGAGCUGCGUCUGCGUGAGCUGGAAGAGGCUCGGGCGCGGGCGGCUCAGAUGGAGAAGACGAUGCGCUGGUGGUCGGACUGCACGGCCAACUGGAGGGAGAAGUGGAGUAAAGUGCGGGCCGAACGCAACAGGGCACGGGAUGAGGUCAGGCAGCUGAGACAACGUCUGGAUGCCCUUACCAAAGAACUGACAGGGGCACGGCGAGAGCGUCAAGAGCUGGCGGCCGAAAACGAACAACUGCGCCUAGAGGCCCAAAGAGUCCGAGCUGAACAGAACUCCCCAGCGAAUGCUUCCACUGCACCAGCAUCCAACUCCUCAACUGCCUCCACACACUCCAACCAGCCACGGGAACCAGACAUCAAGCAGGACAACCAGGAUGAGGAGAACGUGAGAGAUGGCCCAGGCUCUAUAGAGCAGGAACCUGUGAGAGAUGUAGACACUGACAAACCAGACAAGCAGAAGGAGUUGGAGUUAUUGGAGGCUCUUCUCAGGGCAAAGUCAGAGGCUCCAGACUCUUGGGACAUUCGCAGUGCCAGUAGCUUGCGCUCAGUUCUCAGUCGGCAGGACCGGAGCAGACUGCUGUGGGAGGAUCUGGCUGCCCUGGAGGAGGACUCUAGCAAGCUCAACGCUCUCCAGCUGCGCCUGGAUGAGUCCCAGAAAGUCCUGCUGAAAGAACGAGAGGAUAAGCAUGCACUCAUUAAGAACAUCGAGAAGCUGGAGGUGGAGCUGAGCCAAUGGAAGCUCAAAUAUGAGGAACUGAACAAGAGCAAACAAGAGGCCCUAAAACAGGUGAGGAAGCUUAUUCUGUAG